Messenger RNA from Heterocephalus glaber (naked mole-rat), 5164 nucleotides. RefSeq names its product acyl-CoA desaturase 1-like. Gene Ontology annotation, cellular component: endoplasmic reticulum membrane. NCBI's taxonomy places the organism in Eukaryota, Metazoa, Chordata, Mammalia, Rodentia, Bathyergidae. The record is from RefSeq and is a predicted model, not a curated record. Gene Ontology annotation, molecular function: palmitoyl-CoA 9-desaturase activity; iron ion binding; stearoyl-CoA 9-desaturase activity. Gene Ontology annotation, biological process: response to fatty acid; unsaturated fatty acid biosynthetic process; monounsaturated fatty acid biosynthetic process.
CCAGGGCCAAUGCCCGAGGUCAUUACAGAGGGAGCACGGAUGCACCAGCCCUUUCUUCUCUGCUAUUGGUAGUGCAAGUCAAACUUCCCCUCCUACAGGAUUAGAGGAAUGGGAAGAAAGAAUGGAACUGUACUUGGUGCUAUGAACGGACCUAAGAAAAUACAGGUUACAAUCACGUCACUGCCAGCGGUAGCCUUAAAAACCUAGCCGUGGGACAUCCACGGACGGCAGUUUCGGUUCCGGACUUUCUUCGUGUGUGGAAGGCGCAAGAAGUGUUCAGAACCGCGGCGCACGGGACCUUCGCGCACAAGAGAGCUCUAGAAACGAAGUCUGUCCACCCUCGGCGCCUGUAGCCUGAAUCCGCUCAGUGGUCUCAGCCCAGGGAAUUGAAUCUCCGCCUCUGAUAGCCCAGAUGCCUGCUCACAUGCUGCAGGAGAUCUCCAGCUCCUACACGACCACCACCACCAUCACAGCGCCUCCCUCUGACGACCUGCAGAAUGGAGGCGAGAAGGUGGACAAAACGUCUCUCUACUCAGAAGACAUUCGUCCUGAAAUGAAAGAUGACAUUCGCGACCCCAACUAUGAGGAUGAGGAGGGUCCUGUGCCCAAGCUGGAGUAUGUCUGGAGAAACAUCAUUCUGAUGGCUCUGCUGCACGUGGGAGCCCUGUAUGGGAUAACACUAGUUCCCACCUGCAAGUUCUAUACCUGGCUGUGGGCAUGCAUGUACUAUGUAGUGAGUGGACUGGGCAUCACAGCAGGAGCUCAUCGCCUGUGGAGCCACCGAACUUAUAAAGCACGGCUGCCCUUGAAGAUCUUCCUGAUCAUUGCCAACACGAUGGCGUUCCAGAAUGAUGUGUAUGAAUGGGCCCGAGACCAUCGUGCCCACCACAAGUUCUCAGAGACACAUGCUGACCCUCACAAUUCCCGACGCGGCUUUUUCUUCUCUCACGUGGGUUGGCUGCUUGUGCGAAAACACCCAGCAGUCAAAGAGAAGGGCAAGUUGCUUGACAUGUCUGAUCUAAAAGCUGAGAAACUGGUGAUGUUCCAGAGGAGGUAUUAUAUACCCGGUCUUCUGUUGCUGUGCUUCAUCCUGCCCACACUGGUCCCCUGGUAUUUUUGGGGUGAAACUUUUCAACACAGCUUGUAUGUUGCCACCUUCCUGAGAUACUCCCUAGUGCUCAAUGCCACCUGGCUGGUGAACAGUGCUGCCCACCUCUAUGGAUAUCGCCCAUAUGACAAGAACAUUAACUCUCGGGAGAACAUUCUGGUUUCACUAGGAGCUGUGGGUGAGGGCUUCCACAACUACCACCACUCCUUCCCCUAUGACUACUCUGCCAGUGAGUACCGCUGGCACAUCAAUUUAACCACAUUCUUCAUUGAUUGCAUGGCUGCCCUUGGUCUGGCUUAUGAUCGGAAGAGAGUAUCCAAGGCUGCUGUCUUGGCCAAGAUUAAAAGAACUGGAGAUGGAAGCUACAAGAGUGGUUGAGUUUUGAAUCAUCCAGGUUCUUCUUCCAAAAGUCAGCUGGGUACUUGUUUAACGUUGUGUUAAUUAACUACUGAGUAAUGCUUCCUAGGUGGUAUAGGUGAUGACCUUAACUCAUUCCAGCACAGUAUUCUUGUAAAAUGCACAAGCAUUGAAAGGUAAUAACUCUACUUUAUGCUACUUAGCUGGUAGACUUUUCUUCUCUCUCUUCCGUUCCCAGUUUCCUUUUUGUUGCUUAGUCUCUAUUACCUUCCUUUCUUUCUACCCUCACUGCCUCCCAUGCAAGCAAUUGGUCAGCCAUAAAUUGGUAUCCACCUUCCAAAGCCUGGCAGCCUUUCUAGAGUAUAAAAGUAAAGCCCCUUGCUCUAGAUAACUCUUUUUCCUUGAUCCCUCCUGAGCUUCAAGUUAUUCCACGAAGUCUGAUGCAAAGUUCCUAUUUACUGUCAUCAGGCCAUCCAUUGCAAGAUGAAACAGAAAAUAACUUUGAGAAAGAAUUUGCAAAGUUGGUAAAUCAUCAUGCAAGAUUGUUAUUAUGCAGGAUAAUAAGUAAAGUUGGGAGUUGAGCUGGGAAACUGAGCAUGGGUAAUCUCUUACUGUAAUCAGUCCAGGUUUCUUGUUCAGAAAGACAUGGAGGUCCUCCUCACAUCUUUCUUCCUUUCUCUUCUGACUCUGAGUAGAGAAUGGCUAUUGAGCCUGGUGAUCCUAGGAUACAAUAACAUAUCUCAGUGUCUUCAUAUAGGACACUGACAACAAAGGAGAAGAAUUUAAUAAAUAGGAAAAGUAGUUUUUGCUGGGGAAGGAUGUUUUCUUUUUAAUAAAAAGGUGAUUUCUUAUUUCAGAGAAUAAGAAGUCUUUAGGUGAGCUUUGUCCAGAAUUGGUGUGUACAGGAGCUCAUGGAGUUUUGAGGACUCUGUGAGUUGCUUAUCCAAUUCUGUCAUCUUUUUUUCUGUGCCAUCCACAGGAUAUUUGUCACUUCACUUAUAGUAAUAGGAUGACUGUGGCAUUUUUGUACAUCUAACCAUGGAAGAAUUUUAGGAGGUGAACUUGGAAGUUAAAUAUACAUACAUAUAUAAUCUUCAUUGGAACAUGAAACUAUUUAUAUUGCUUCCUCUGAAAAAUAAAUGUUAAAGAAACAUGAAGGAGAGGAGGAAUUCCUCAUCUGGGGUAACUAUUUCUCCCAAUGUUGAGCAGGUGAUGGACAAGUUGAGGGGUAGCAUCUAUAGCCAAUCCCAAGGAACUUUCCAAAAUAAGGGCUCUGAGAACAUAUUUCUAGUGGGAUUCAGAAGUUACUGAGUAAGCUAUUGGGUCUUCUAGUGAAAUGAGUUAGACAUUAGAUCCUUUCAAUACAAUUUCUCCUUGGAUUGAGUAGAAACUAGACUCCUCCCUACUUUUCCCUCAUUUUUUGCUUUGUCACAUCCAGCCUACAUGCAGGACUGCCUGAGGGAUGGGGUAGGAAUCUUUAACCAACCUGAUUCUUGAUUCCUGGCUCUAUCCCAUCUCUCCUUGUUCUCAUUAUUCCCUGAUAUUUUCUUUUUGCUCUGGGUAGGCAGCUUCCUGUUUGUAUCCAAGGCAGCGAGGACUUGAUAUCCAGGCAGCUCCCUUGCCUACAGUCAAAAUGCUAAUUGUCUCCAAACUGCCAAGUCCCGUUAGCAAUGUCCUGACUAUCCUUUUGUGUAGUCUCCAGAUCUUCUAUACCUCCACACCUGGGGUUACUGGCACACUGAUAUCUUGAGAAAUUUGGCAAAUCUUCUAGAGAAAUCCUGAGCUCAAAGAGACUGUCUUUCAUGAGUUAUGGCUAAGCCAAAUGCACAUUGUGCCAAUGAACCAGCCACAGAAAAAAGGCAAGGUUUAUUGUUAGUUUCUCUGUCUGGGUCAGAGCAGAGAGCAUGUUCAGUGUCCCUUUUGUGUUUAGAAAAGCUAUUCGGCCAAAUCAGUGCUUCCAGAUGACAGUGCAAUGAGGAGGAUGAAGGAGAAAACCUAGUCCCUUAGGAAGCACAAGAAGCAGAGGCAAAUUCCCAAGUGCCUCACAUUAAAAAGAGGCCAUAAUCCCAAGAUAAAUGUGGCAUGUCAUGCCACAUAAUCCAUGAUAGUAAGAUAAAAGGAAGCUGGAAAAAUACAGAACAUUAGUGAUUAGUGUCUUGAAGAUCAUAGGCCUCUCUUGUCCCUUUAACUCAGGCAUCAAUGCAAAAGCCUGUCUCUGCUCUAUCAGGAUUGGCAGUGUUUGAUACCAAAUCCAUGUCUACUAUUGAGCCCCAUUGGUCAGGGAGCAGGGCCUUUCUUCCUGUGUUAAUUGAAUAGAGGUUCUAGGGACAAGCCUGCAUGAGGGCAGCCUUGUCUUUGAGCUGUUCAGUAAAGAAUCUCUGGGAAGAUCACUGAAGAUAAGAUCUGCUAUCCUGAGUGCCUACCCCUUGGAAAUGCCUUUUAGGUAGUUUUAAUUCUAUAGGUCAUCAGAUGCCAGCUUUAUAAUCCAUGAAAAAUAAACUCAAUUUUCUCUUACUGAAUCCUAUUCCAUAGAUCUGAUUCACGCCAUUUCCUAUAAAAAGCUGGGCACAGACCUUAAGCUGCAGGCCCCAGGGAAUAUGUUGGUCUGAACAUAAAGGCUUGUCAGAUCAAUAAGAAACACUAUAUUCAAGAUUCUAAAGCUUAAUUCAAGCAACACAUUAAUAAGAAACUCAGAUCUGAUCAAGAGUGAAUUUCUAGCAGUCCUUACCUUGUGGACUGCUGACAACUUAUUUGAGUGCCUUACCUCUUUUCUAUUCCAUGUUGAAUAUGAGUCUUCCUUCACUGCCUCUGUGGAGUCCCUUAAUACCUUUGAGCCUCCAGCAUGGCAGAUAUAAAAAGUGGCCUAGCUUGAGUAUUACAAGUACUUCAAUCUGCAGGAUUCAAUUAUGGGCUUAAUUUUGGAAACUUGUCUUAGGGCUGUUUUUAUUAAGUGCUCAGAUUUGAUGGAGGGUGGAAGUAGUUUGAACAUAUUUGAUUUGUAGUAUUUUUAGAUUAAACAAUGAUUGUAACAUUUAAAACGGAAGUUUUCCUCCAAGGUUAGCUAUUAUCCUGCAUAUUUUCUUUGUACAGAUAGCAAUAGUGAGUCCUACAUUAACGAUGGUAGAGCCCUCUUGACCUAAUCACUUCUUAAUAGUCCGAACUCUCCAUAAUACUGCAUUGGAGACAUAGUUUUUAACUCUUGAAUUUUAUGGGAUACAUUCAGACCACAGCAUUGGACACAUGACUUUGUUAUAAUGUGUCUCACUAUUCCUUCUAUUAUGAGGUAGCAAUGUUGACCAACCUCUUAGUUCAGGUUUCAGGUGUGACUAAUGCUUUUAAUAAAGUUUUAAAAUCCUCACCAGGGAAAUUCUCAAGUACUAUGUAUUUUUAUUAUAGCAAUGUCUACCAUGUACUUAACAUGUACCUAAGUGCCGAAUGGCAUCAUUAUUCCAAACCAUUCUCUUGAGAGAUUAAUGCAUUUGAGUGUUGGAUAAUUAGCCAGACAAAAUUUGAGAAUUCGUAUUGUUGCUAUAAAAACAUGCAGGAUACCUUUUCCUUCCUUGGGUGGCAUUUUUCCUUUUUUAUGACAUAUUAGUUAUUUGUAACCUAAGAAUAAUUUUGUAAUUUCUGUUAAUCAACUGAAGCUAUUUCUACUGACUUGAGAUGUGCUUGUUCAUAAUAAAAAUGAAUUGAAUCUGA